This is a messenger RNA of Seminavis robusta, 1671 nucleotides long. The record is from the annotation of a GenBank genome assembly. Lineage: Eukaryota; Bacillariophyta; Bacillariophyceae; Naviculales; Naviculaceae.
AUGAUACCCCUCGGAAACAGAAACAGUGGAUUUGCCGUUUUGGCAAUGGUCGUCUGGAUUGCCACAUCACAACAAUUUGUGAAUGGGUUCCACCUGAGAAGACCGUGCCAUUCACAGCUUGUCGGUGAGAGUGCCAAUGAGCCAACCAGUACUGAUGCUACCACGACGACCAACUACAACUGGACCCGACAAAAUCUAAGAAUUGCCAUUCCCGCCUUGAUUGGCAUGUUGGCGGACCCACUAUUGAGUCUCAUGGACACGGCUUACGUGGGUCAUUUGGGGACAACGGAAUUGGCAGCAUUGGGGGCCUGCACUUCUAUUUUUCAUUUGGCAUUCAAUGCCUUUCGAGCCACCACACAGGCCACCACAUCGCUGGUUGCAACCAGUCUGCAGAAAGAUCCCAAACAAGCGCAACAAGUUACAUCGAUAUCGCUCAAGUUGGGCUUUGUCAUGGGACUCUGUGUCAUGGCGUUUCUCCAACUGGGAGGAACCUGGUGCCUCGGAACCAUGGGGGUUCCAGUCCAAUCCAAACUCUAUGCUCCCGCGAAAGCCUACCUCUCGACGCGAGCAUGGGCGGCUCCGAUUGUGUUGGGGAUCGUAGUGUCUGAAGGGGCCUUUCGAGGAUACGGGGACACCAAGAUCCCACUCCUCGCCAGUCUGGCAGCCUCCCUCAUCAACUUGGUACUCGAUCCAAUCCUCAUGUUCCCACUGGGUUUGGGGGUCAUGGGUGCGGCUGCCGCAACGGCAUUGUCACAACUUGGUGCUGGCGCCGUGUAUGCCUUCUUUUUGAACAAGAGACACAUGUUGGGAGGGAGUCCUAAUACUGCCACAGGAGAUGCUGCAACGGACACAGAUAUAAUGACUGCCACCACGCCCGGGACUACCAGCGAUGAAAGUAUCCAAGCCAUUGAAAUCAUGGAAGAUCCGCCGACUUUGAGCGAUGACGAUGACAAACAACGCGACGACAAUAAGCACGGUGGCGUCCAGCAGGGCAAGGUGAUUCGGGCGAUUCUGAGUGCCAAUUUGGCCAUGAUGACCAAACAGGGCAGCUUAUUGUUGGCAUGGGCCUAUGCGACCUCACGAGCGACGCGAAUUGGUGCCAAUCAUGUGGCCGCACAUCAGGUGGCCCUCAGUUGCUGGCUUGUCUUGGCUCUCAUGUUGGAUGGUGCCGGUGUCAGUGCGCAAGUCUUGAUGAGCCGGGCGUGUGCACAAAAGAAUGUUACAAAGCGAAAAAAGGAAGUCAAGAGUCUGAUAUCGUACUUUACGCGAUUUGCCACACUACAAGGUGCCACUGCCUGUUUCGUAUGGUUGACAUUCCUGGGACGGUAUGUUGUCCCCCAUGUCUUUACGUCCGAUGGAGCUAUUCGAGCCCAUCUCAUUUCGCUAAUGCCAACGUUGGCAUGGCAACUCAUCUUGGUUAGUUUGACCUUGGUGGUGGAAGCGAUGGCUGUGGGAGGACAUCAGUUCCAAAUCAUGGCAUUUGGCACAACAAUUUCCACCAUUCUGGCCAUGAGUCAGCUACAACAUGCAACCAAUAUCGUGUCUAUUUGGUCUAGGGGUAUCAAUACACUCUUCUAUGGACGAUUGGCAACUGCCAUCAUUGCGACAUUCCGGGUGUUUCAACUGGCAUCCAAGCCUCAAAAGGGUGACGACGACUACAAAGAAUCAUAG